AUGCCAAAUGAGUUUGCGUUGAUGCCAAAUGAGUUUGCCUUGGUGCCCAAUGAGUUUGCCUUGGUGCCCAAUGAGAUUGCCUUGGUGCCCAAUGAGUUUGCCUUGGUGCCCAAUGAGAUUGCCUUGGUGCCCAAUGAGAUUGCCUUGGUGCCCAAUGAGUUUGCCUUGUAUAUUUUCAAAUCAGAAGACUAUGAAAAACCUUUUUUCAGCACCUAUCUUAAAACUACAAUGUUUAUGUUGUAUUUACUUGGUUUUUUAUUCUGGAGACCUUGGAAGGACCAGUGCUGCACUCGAAGAGUCAAAUCAAUUCCAUUGAAAAUAGAUAUUGAGAAUCCAACAGAUGAGAGUGAUAUUGAUCAUGAUAAUCCUCUGAGUGAACCUCUCUAUGUGCCUGUCAGGUUCGAUGACAGUGAUAAAGACAGUACACCAAGUAAUAAUAGUAGUUAUAAUGAUCUUUCAGAAAUGGAAAAAAAGCAUAUUAAUAAGAAAGGAGUGCGUUUUAGUAAUGUCAUGGAAGUCAGACAUUUAUCAGAUACGCAGGCAGAGGCGGCUAAACAAGCACGUUUGUCGUACGCUGCAUCGUUACGUGUUAAGGAAGAUGACAUGAAGGCUGCAAACAAAUUAUCAGUUCCAGAAGUUGCAAAACUUAGUUUAUUAUUUUGUUUAGUGUUUUUUCUUGGUAAUUUUUCAUAUCAAGAGGCCUUAGCAGACACCCAAGUCGCUGUGGUUAAUAUACUUUCAUCAACAUCAGGUUUAUUUACACUGGUAUUAGCUGCCAUGUUUCCUAGCUCUCAUGGUGAUAAGUUUACUUUAACCAAACUUGUAGCUGUUCUUAUUACUAUAAGUGGUAUAGUACUCGUGAGUUUAUCAAACAACACAUCAGACAACGACCAGGUACAGCUGGGUGCAAUAUGGGCAUUAUGUGGUGCUUUGCUUUACGCUAUUUAUCUUGUUUUGCUAAAAAGAAAAGUUGAUAAUGAAGAAAGGCUUGACAUUCCUAUGUUUUUUGGAUUUGUUGGUCUGUUUACCUUUUUAUUAUUGUGGCCAUGUUUUUUUUUACUUCAUUAUACACAUCUCGAAAUGUUCCAACUGCCGAAUAAGAUGGCCUGGUUAUAUCUGGUUAUCAAUGGUGUGGUGGGUACAGUGUUGUCAGAGUUCCUCUGGUUAUGGGGAUGUUUCCUGACGUCAUCACUGAUUGCUACAUUAGCAUUAAGUUUAACAAUUCCUUUAUCAAUGUUGUUAGACAUCUUCUUUAAUCGGGUGAUGUUUAACUGGAUGUUUUUUGUUGGUACCGUGCCUGUGUUCUUAUCAUUCUUUGCUGUGGCUCUACUCAGCCAUUAUGAUGACUGGGAUCCAGUCUUAGUGGCACUCAGGCGUCUCAUGUUCUGCUUUUGUCGGAGGAGAACUACACGAAGACUUCCUGAAGACAGAGAACAGAGAGAAAGUCUUAUUGGUAUGCAUUCACUGGGAGAGGCAAAAGGAGCUCAUUAGAUUGUUGUACAUAACAGAAAAGAUAAAUAC
Messenger RNA from Saccoglossus kowalevskii, 1521 nucleotides. RefSeq names its product solute carrier family 35 member F5-like. NCBI's taxonomy places the organism in Eukaryota, Metazoa, Hemichordata, Enteropneusta, Harrimaniidae. The record is from RefSeq and is a predicted model, not a curated record. Gene Ontology annotation, cellular component: membrane.